GGGAGACAGACAGAAGCGGAUGGCCCGAGACCUGGAUUCACAGCUUUAAAAGCAAGAGCGGGAUUUGGAGAUUGGGAUAAUUCUGCCCUCAGCCUGGAGAGAGUGAGGUGGAAUAUAGCAGAGUCCAUCAGGAAGUUUUCACUCACUGGGGAGAGCUGAGAAGGAGCAGUAACAGGGUGAGCUGUGGUUCAGGGGGUCCAGAUGGCAGGCAUAAGGGGCCCGGCCUGCACUGGAGUCUGGCUCUAGAGUCCACAGGGGCUCCCACUUCAACUGGACACAUUCCACAGGACGUGUGCCCAUGAGGUCGUCACCACUGGUCCUGCUCCUCCUGAUCGGCGUCCAGGCUGUACUGAACAUGGGAGGUGGAUUGGCCCGGUGCGCCGGGGCAGCCAACCACAAAGUAGGACAGCAGACGGCAGCCAAUCACAGAGCAGGACAGCAGCCGGCAGCGGCAGGGGACCACCUUUCUGAUCACCAUUCUUCACAGGAACAUCAUAGGACCAGCCAUCACAGGACCAAGAAGCCCCAUCGGGCAGCUUCACACAACCAGGAUAGGAGCCCUGUCAGUGGGCACUCUAGGUCAGAUUCCCCCCCUGACCCUUCCAUCCCAGUGGUGGACCCCAAGCUCUUCUCCAAGAGACGUUACCGCUCCUCGCCUCGUGUUGUCUUCAGCGAGGUGGCGCCAUCACAUGACGCCCUGGAAGGUGAGGGCUAUGACAUUGAAGGUGUGAGGGGGGUGAGGGUAAGGCGCAGAGCGGGAUCGCACACCAUGCAUCGGGGAGAGUACUCAGUAUGUGACAGCAUAAAUACCUGGGUGGGCAACCUGACACGAGCCACAGACAUAGCUGGGAAUGAGGUGACAGUGCUGCCCAACGUUACAAUCAACAACGUGGUGAAGAAACAGUUCUUCUAUGAGACUACCUGUCGAUCCCCCACGCACAGAGGCUCCGGGACUGCAAGUGGAGGAAGGCAAGGGGGACGGGGUGGCAAACAGGGCUCCAGAUCAGGCACCUCCGGCUGUCUCGGCAUCGACAGUCGCCAUUGGAACUCCUACUGCACCAACACACACAUAUUCGUAAGCGCCCUGACCAUCUUCAAGGAACGGACAGCCUGGCGUUUCAUCCGCAUCAACGCUGCAUGUGUGUGUGUUCUCAGCCGGAAGUCCUGGGCGGGACGGUUGGGGCACUGACUGGGGAGGACGUCUCCUGACCACUGAACUAUGAACCAAGCACACACAUUUCUACUAAACAGCCACUGCAGCUUUAUUGCCAAUACUGUAAUCCUCUUCCCCACCUCCAAACAUACACACACACACUUACAUACACACACACACACACACACACACACACACACACACACUCACACACAAACA
Molecule: messenger RNA, 1372 nt
Organism: Epinephelus fuscoguttatus (brown-marbled grouper)
Lineage: Eukaryota; Metazoa; Chordata; Actinopteri; Perciformes; Serranidae
Product: nerve growth factor-like
Exons: 3
Coding region: 299-1189 (296 amino acids)
Biological process (GO): cell surface receptor protein tyrosine kinase signaling pathway; nerve growth factor signaling pathway; positive regulation of peptidyl-serine phosphorylation
Molecular function (GO): nerve growth factor receptor binding; growth factor activity
Source: RefSeq, a predicted model, not a curated record